AUGGAGGACUUUAUGUCGGAAAUGAGUGAAGAAGAGUUGGACUUAGCGUGUCGGGCGUUAGCGCGGACGAUUGCUCGUUCACAACGCGUUGUUGUGUUGACUGGAGCUGGGAUAUCAGUUUCCGCGGGGAUACCCGAUUUUCGUUCGAAGGGUGGGAUGUGGACGAGGUAUGACCCCAAAGUGUAUGCAAAUUACAACAACUUUCUUGCACACCCCGAGAUGUUUUGGAAGAUGUCGACUGAGUUGAGGGUAGCCACUUCGAACAAACAACCGACGAAAGCGCACUUUGCGUUAGAACGUCUUCAACGCAUGGGCAAACUUUCAAGUUUGAUCACACAAAAUGUUGACAACCUUCAUCAACUGAGUGGUGUAGAAAAUGUGAUAGAGCUUCAUGGUACUGGAAAGAUAUGUCAUUGUAUCCAAUGUGAUUAUAAAGGUAACAUUGAUGUAGUAUUACCACAACAUAUAGUACCAUGGAUCGAUAUCCCUCGAUGUCCCGUGUGUGGUGCGUUGAUUAAAUUAGAUGUCGUGUUGUUUGGCGAACCACUUCAAUCGGAUAAUUUCCAACGAGCUUUCACCGCUGCGUCAUCUGCUGAUGUAUUUUUAGUGAUUGGAAGCUCACUCGAAGUCAUGCCAGCUAACCAACUGCCACGCCGCGCUAAAAUGAGUUCUUCUACUGUAGCGUUUAUUAACAAAUCAUCAACCAGAUAUGACGAUUUCACGGAUUAUACACUACGCGGAGACUCCGAUGUGUUGGUACCGAAGUUGGUCGACUACGUCGCAAAGUAUAUGGACUCCUUGUGUAUGGAUAACUUCAUAGAUAUCGUCACAUUCCCUUUAAAAGUCAUUUCGUCACCAUUUGACGCACUCACACAGUUUGUGACGUUUGUGGCAAAAUGGGCGACACCUGUAAAAGUGGAAGAGGAUAUCCCAAAACAACUUGUGGAUAGCUCAGAGGUUGUCGAACAAGCGUUAACAAAUCCUAUCACACACCAAGUCGAGAAAAAAAGAAGCAAAAGCGAAGAAAGAAAGGCAGAAGAUAAAGUGAUGGAAGAAAUCAACCAAUCUCUUCGUUUAAGAUCAACAGAAAUCCCAAAGGAGUCACAGCUGUUCAAUUGA
This is a messenger RNA of Entamoeba invadens IP1, 1119 nucleotides long. RefSeq names its product NAD-dependent deacetylase, putative. Bases 1 to 1119 code for a protein of 372 amino acids. The transcript has 2 exons. NCBI's taxonomy places the organism in Eukaryota, Evosea, Mastigamoebida, Endamoebidae. Gene Ontology annotation, molecular function: NAD+ binding. The record is from RefSeq and is a predicted model, not a curated record.